UAGCAAGUCGGCUGAAUGCAAAAAAAACUGCCCCACGUUUGCCCGCCCGCCUCCAUUCUGCAACCGCUGCAACUGGCUGGGUUUAGCUCAUCAAGAACGCAUUGGUUCCUCUCCACAAAACACCCAACGAGCAGAGAGACACACAGGCACAUACAGACAUCCAGCCCAUAACUUACCUACUUGCAGUGCUUAUCCCCUUGCUGUGUCCCCGGAACCCUUAACCCAAGCCCCCUAACCUCCCUGAACGAUGGCGCCUACGCAACUCCCCGAAUCCGGGAACCCGCUCGUCUUCUUCGACAUCACCCUCGGAGGCGAGCCACUCGGCCGCAUCACCUUUGAGCUCUUCAAAGAUGUUGUUCCCAAGACAGCCGAGAACUUCCGCCAGUUCUGCACGGGCGAGUCCAAGAACUCCGCAAGCCGGCCUCAGGGCUACAAGGGAUCCAAGUUCCACCGCAUAAUCCCCAACUUCAUGUGCCAGGGUGGCGAUUUCCUCAACGGCGAUGGAACUGGAUCAACCUGUAUCUGGGGCUUCAAGGCCUUUGAUGACGAGAACUUUAUUCUCAAGCACGACCAGCCCGGUCUGCUCUCUAUGGCGAACGCCGGCCCCAACUCUAACGGCUCCCAAUUCUUCAUCACCACCGUCCCUACGCCCUUCCUCGACAACAAGCACGUCGUCUUCGGCAAGGUCGUCGACGGCAUGGAUGUCGUCAAGAAGAUGGAGGCUACCAAGACCGGCUACCGCGGCAAGGACGUGCCCAACCUCGACGUUACCAUUGCCCAGAGCGGCGAGAUGUAGAUGGCCGAUACAGGCUAUUGAUUGAUCACCGUUUAACGGAUCAGAAAAGAAUACGAAAAGGGGUUUAGGUGGA
Messenger RNA from Ilyonectria robusta, 869 nucleotides. RefSeq names its product cyclophilin H. Gene Ontology annotation, biological process: protein folding; protein peptidyl-prolyl isomerization. Bases 248 to 796 code for a protein of 182 amino acids. The transcript has 5 exons. The record is from RefSeq and is a predicted model, not a curated record. Gene Ontology annotation, molecular function: peptidyl-prolyl cis-trans isomerase activity. Gene Ontology annotation, cellular component: intracellular membrane-bounded organelle. Lineage: Eukaryota; Fungi; Ascomycota; Sordariomycetes; Hypocreales; Nectriaceae.